AUGAAAGAGGGACUCGCGACUUCUCAAACAGCCACACGACGGUACCCCAAGUAUAUGAGAGAGGAGAUUGUGAGUUGGGCGAGAGAGGGCAAGAAUUGGUCCCAAAGAGCGAAAGAACUCGGUAUUAGGCACCAGUCCGCCUACUAUUGGGUUUCCUCUGCUCACAAAAGGCCACCACAGGAGACAAAGCCAAAGCCCAAAAAGCCACGAGGACGAUCCACAUCGAGCCAGGUGAAUUCCAAGGUGGUAGAGUUUGUGUGUAGUCUCUACGAGGCGGAUCCGAAGAUGACACCGGCUCAGAUAUGUCUGCGGCUGCAAGGCGAGAUGUCUGUGACAGUCGCCCAGUCAACUGCUCACAAGUAUCUGCGGGGAAUGGUGUUCACACGCAGCAGAAUACCUCCACCCGACCACACCUCUCUGGAAGCUAGGGAGGAGACACGAAAAUACAUCUCUGCUAUCUCAAGCUAUAUGGAACAGGGAAAAGAAAUUAUUUGGCUUGGUAGAACAAUAUUCAACCUCCACACACGUAAAUCCGUCUCGCGGUUGCAGGAACUGCACAUUCACAGUCUGGCAGCAAUUUCAUCCAACCUCGGUCUCCUCCACGCCUCCUUUAAACGCGGUCCUUACACCAAGCACGACCAGGAGAUCUGGAUCCACCAGCAUCUGCAACCCGAGCUACUGUCAGAUGCAGUACUUGUUUCAGACGCCUUCGAAAACACUGAUGCCCCCACCACGGCAUCAGUGCCGAGACGCCUGCAACUAGCACCCCUCCAUACCGAGCGUCUUAACCCCUGCGAGGCCUACUGGACCAAGGUCACGGAGAAGGUGAAGACCCGUCUGCUCUCUGGGGAAGCUCAUCUACCCGCUGACAGUGCAACGGAUGAGAACCAGCGACUGGGAUGUCUAGAGCGUCUUCUCACUGACGCCAUGGCAACCGUAGCUGUUUGUAAUACCAUCUACGAAGAGGAUGGCGAGGGAGAGGAGGAGGAUGUAUGUGACAAGGCUGUUCGUGACUCCAUUGAAUGCCUUACCGACGUCCUUCAACUUGUCACGGGGCUUAAAGCUGAACAAUCUUGA
Messenger RNA from Echinococcus granulosus, 1077 nucleotides. RefSeq lists its product as hypothetical. The record is from RefSeq and is a predicted model, not a curated record. The coding region runs from base 1 to 1077 and encodes 358 amino acids. Lineage: Eukaryota; Metazoa; Platyhelminthes; Cestoda; Cyclophyllidea; Taeniidae. The transcript is spliced from 2 exons.